This is a messenger RNA of Hibiscus syriacus, 3233 nucleotides long. Its product is annotated as probable transcriptional regulator SLK2. Gene Ontology annotation, biological process: positive regulation of transcription by RNA polymerase II; negative regulation of transcription by RNA polymerase II. Bases 387 to 2927 code for a protein of 846 amino acids. Gene Ontology annotation, cellular component: nucleus; transcription regulator complex. The transcript is spliced from 10 exons. The record is from RefSeq and is a predicted model, not a curated record. NCBI's taxonomy places the organism in Eukaryota, Viridiplantae, Streptophyta, Magnoliopsida, Malvales, Malvaceae.
UUUUUCUCUUUCUAGUUUGAGUUUGUUUACACUAUGGGAUAUGCGUAUGCGUGUGAUCACUUUGGGUCAAACUUUGAUUCGUAGUUUGUUUCGUGUGUUGAGUGAUUUGAUAGCUGAUACAUGCUCUUAGAGUGAAAAGAUUUUAGUUUUUGAGCAUAAGUACACAUUAUUGGUCUAAUGAGUUGGUUUCAAAAUUAGGUUUUCUUUUGUUGUAACUUUGUUCUCAUGGAGCACAUCAAUUCAAAUUCUAAUUUCUGUCAUCUGUGUUUUCUAUCAUAAAUUGUGUUUAGAUCUCUGCAUCAAAUUGUUGAGCUCGUGUUUAUUAUUAGAAAGGUCUGGCUCUGGAUAGCUAUUUAAACACCAGCCACCAAGGGGCAGUGCCUCCAAUGGCACCUUCUCGGGUGGCUGGGGGGUUAACCCAAUCUUCCUCGAGUUCUGGAAUUUUCUUCCAAGGAGAUGGGCUGUCCCAGGCUGUAUUUAACUCUCACCUGAGCUCCCCUUAUGAAAAUUCAUCUAAUUCAAUUCCUGGAACUGGGCGUCCUAAUAUGGGUCUGGUUUCGGGUGAUAUGAACAGUUUGCUGUGGAACAGUGUGGCAAAUUCAGGACCUAGUGGUGGGGCAAGUUCUUUGGUCACAGAUGCAAAUUCGACGUUGUCAGGAGGUCCGCAGUUGCAGAGAAGUGAUAGCUUUAAUACCGAUUCAUAUAUGCGCUUACCAGCAUCGCCCAUGUCAUUUUCCUCCAACAAUAUAAGCAUGUCAGGUUCAUCGGUAGUUGAUGGAUCUUCUGCUGGCCAGCAGGGCUCUCAUCAAGACCCAAAUGUCCGACAACUACAGCAGGGUCAGCUGUUGCAGCAAGGAGUCUCAACCUCUACAUCUUUGCCUGCGUCACAAACCGGGCAAGUUUCACUUCCCAUGGGUCUACGAGUCCCAGGGUCCUUCAUGCAAGAUCCCAAUAAUCUAUCUCAGGUGCAGAAGAAACCUCGAUUAGACAUCAAGCAAGAAGACAUCCUGCAGCAGUUGCUGCAAAGACAGGAUUCCAUGCAGUUGCUGCAAAGACAGGAUUCCAUGCAGUUGCAAGGUCGAAACCCCCAAUUACAAGCAUUGGUCCAGCAGCAGCGACUUAGGCAACAGCAACAAAUUUUGCAGUCAAUGCCACCAUUGCAGAGAGCACAGUUGCAGCAGCAGCAACAGCAAAUGCACUUGAGGCAGCAAUUGCAACAACAGGGCAUGCAGCAAGUAGCUGGAAUGAAGCGCUCCUUUGAUGGUGGUGUAUGUGCUCGCCGGCUAAUGCAAUACCUAUAUCACCAACGGCAAAGGCCAACGGAUAAUACUUUUGCAUACUGGAGGAAAUUUGUUGCAGAGUAUUAUUCUCCUCGUGCAAAGAAAAGAUGGUGUUUGUCACAGUAUGAUAAUGUUGGGAGUCAUGCACUUGGUGUUUUCCCUCAAGCAGCUAUGGAUGCCUGGCAUUGUGAUAUUUGUGGGUCUAAAUCUGGAAGGGGGUUGGAAGCAACUUUUGAAGUACUCCCCAGACUUAAUGAAAUCAAAUUUGGUAGUGUAGUGGUUGAUGAGCUUCUGUUUUUGGACUUGCCUCGUGAGUGUAGAUUCCCUUCUGGAAUAAUGAUGUUGGAGUAUGGAAAAGCAGUCCAGGAGAGUGUAUAUGAACAGCUUCGUGUUGUUCGUGAGGGGCAGCUUCGCAUCAUAUUCACUCAGGACUUAAAGAUAUUGUCUUGGGAAUUUUGUGCACGUAGACAUGAAGAACUUUUUCCACGUCGUUUAGUUGCACCCCAGGUAAACCAGUUACUUCAGGUAGCACAGAAAUGCCAGAACACAAUUUCUGAAGGUGGGUCUGAGGGGGUUUCUCGGCAGGACUUGCUAACAAACAGCAAUAUGGUCCUGACAGCUGGACGGCAGCUUGUUAAGAGUUUGGAGUUGCAGUCGUUGAAUGACUUGGGUUUUUCGAAAAGAUAUGUCAGGUGUUUGCAGAUUGCUGAGGUUGUAAGUAGCAUGAAAGAUCUAAUAGAUUUUUGUCGAGAACACAAGGUUGGGCCAAUUGAUGGCUUGAAAAACUAUCCUCGACGUGCUGGUGCAGCCAAGCUCCAAAUGCAGGAAAUGGAGCAGUUAUCGAACACUCAGGGUCUGCCAACUGACAGGAAUACCCUCAAUAAGCUAAUGGCACUUCAUCCGGGAAUAAACAACCCAAUGGGUAACAGCCAGCACAUGGUCGGUCGAGGAACUUUAAGCGGUUCAGCACAAGCUGCUUUGGCACUUUCUAACUACCAGAAUAUGCUCAGUAGGCAGAACUCGAUGAAUUCAAACCCUAACUCACUCAACCAGGAAGCCUCUUCUUCCUUUAAUAAUUCUAACCAGAGUCCAUCUUCAAAUUUCCAAGGACCUGCUGCCGUGUUAUCAGGAUCCAUGCAGACCCUGCCUGUUAGUGGCUUAUCGAGUCCCCAUUUACCAACUCAAGUAAGCGGCAAUAACUUAACCCAAAAGAACCAUCCGCAGCAAUCUCAGGGUAAUCAGGUUUUACAACAACAAAUGAUGCAACAGCUGUACCAUGAGAUGUCUAAUAGCAAUACCGGAGUUCAGCAACAGCAACUGCAGUCCCUGAGUGGGCAGAAUGGGAAUGCAAGUGUGGGAAGAAACGGAAUGGGCUUUGGUAGCAACACCACUGCUCCACCUGGUGCAGCCGCUUUUAAUGUAUCAGGAAGUGCAGCUGGGCCUGCACCGAGUCGAAGCAACAGUUUUAAAGGUGCUUCAAACAGUGACUCCUCGGCAGCUGGUGGCAAUGCUGGAUUCAACCGGAGCGCACCGGAUUUACCUCAGAGCCUCCAUUUUCAGGAUGAUAUAGUUUCGGAUAUAGCUCAAGAGUUCCUGGAUAGCGGGUUUUUUAACAGAAAACUUGACGAUUAUGGCUGGAAGGCAUGACUAACCUCGUUUGGCCCAAUUAAGGGCUCUCCUGUUUGGUAAGUUUCGGACAAAUUGUUGUACAGAGCCUUUGAAAUAGCUGCUCUUUCUUCCCUAUUGUUUUUUCUUUCCCGGCAACCUCUUUGAUCCGGCAUUUGUUGUGACAUCACUUGCCUUGUGCUUUCAGUAGGGAAUUAGCUAUCAUUUCCCCUUUCAUCCUUUUUUUUAAGGAUUUCCAGUUUUCAAGUCUUACAAGUGUAAUCUGUUGAACAGGACAAACUUUGGAACAUAGUAUGUUUCUUAUAAUAUGAUGCUUACAUGUUUCAA